Molecule: messenger RNA, 6125 nt
Organism: Clupea harengus (Atlantic herring)
Lineage: Eukaryota; Metazoa; Chordata; Actinopteri; Clupeiformes; Clupeidae
Gene: eif4g1a
Product: eukaryotic translation initiation factor 4 gamma, 1a
Exons: 35
Coding region: 538-5874 (1778 amino acids)
Cellular component (GO): eukaryotic translation initiation factor 4F complex
Molecular function (GO): translation initiation factor activity; protein binding; mRNA binding
Source: RefSeq, a predicted model, not a curated record
UAGACUCAAGGAGAGGAAGGCAUUGCACCAUGGCUCUGUUGAACACCGUGCAUUAACAGGCUAGCGUGGAGAUUUUACCGGCAAUCCGUCACCAUCCGCGCCUUAAACAUGGACCUCCAGUCGAGAGGCUUAUUCCGGAUGCAAAUAAGUUGUCAGUAGUAAUUUCAGAUAACUGUAUUUGUCCAUUUUUUUUACCGUGACACUUUUUUGCCUUUGCACGCUACAAGGGAUUUAAACAUUAAGUGUCAGUAAGCUAGCAGGCUAACAGCCCUCAUCCCUUGAGCACCACUUUCCCUUUGGACCCAAGACGUGCUUUGACAGUGAUUUCAAGAUAAAAUAACAAAAAAAUAACCUCAAAUUACAUAUAAACCUGAGGUCAAACUCCAUAAUUGAUUGUUCUAUUCAACACAUCUUACAAACUCCAGGCUGACCUUGGAGAAGAUAAAAGCCUGGGCUUCCUUCCCAAGUUCAAUUGAACCCUAACAUUUCAGAGUUUGGCAGGCAGGUUCGAGGCCCCCUCAUGCAGAACCACGUGAAAUGAAUAAACCGCCACAGCCUAUAACAGGACCCCCCUCUGUCCCCCACCCCACCCCUUCCCCUGGACUGACACAGGCUGCCUUCCCCCCUGGCCAGCCCCCAUCUGUUGUCUUUGCUUCACCACCUCCACAAAUGAACACUGCACCGCAACCCCGACAGUUUGCUCCAGGGCCAGGGCCACGCGCUUUACACCAACAGGGUGGAUUCAGGUCCUUGCAGCCGUACUACCAGAGCCGGCCCAAUCUGCCCAGCAGUGCCCCCCGGGUCCAGCCCAGCAACACCCCUCGGCCUGUGGCGCCCACCCAUGUGUACCAGCCUGGCUCCCAGGUCAUGAUGAUCCCCCAGCAGCAGCUGCAGUUCUCCAACUCUCAGGGCCAGGCCUACUUUCUUUCCUCUGGACAGUACCGUGCUCCGUACUUGCCUCAGGCUCAGCAGUACCCGGUGCCCAGUGGAACUGCUGGGUUCUACUCUGGGACCACUCCAGAAUACGGUCCAUAUGAGCCCUCUCUUGCUGCGAGGGAGAGGCGGGGAGGUGGGGGGAGGGGGGCUGGCCGGGAGAACGGCCGCCUGACGCUGCACGGCGCUCCCCUCACCUCCCAGCGCUAUCCUGCCGGAACCUACUACCCUGCCCAGCCCCAGUACCCCUCCCCGGUGCAGCCCGCGCCUGUCAUGAUGAGCCCCGCCCAGCAGCCACAGGCCCCUCCUCCUCAACCAGCACCUCCACCACAGCCGGGUCCGCCCAAAAGGGAGCGUAAACAGAUCCGAAUACGGGAUCCUAACCAGGGAGGCCGGGAUAUCACAGAGGAGAUCAUGUCUGGAGGAAGGACUACCUCUACUCCUACUCCUCCCCAGUCUGGGCCUGAGAUGACGGGCUCUGCACAAACCAACGGAGAAAGCCUGAUCGCUAGUGCUGCUACUGUUGUGACAAGAGCGGACGAGCAGGACAAGCCAGCUGCCCCCACCCCUCCUCCCCCUGCCAAAACCCCGGAGCCGGCUGUGACCACCGCCACGCCUGCUCCCAAGGUCAAACCUGAUGUAGAGGUCAAAGCGGCCCUGCAAGCCGCCGAGUUCCCCAUCCCGCCUGGCGAAGAUGCCUCUGCUAACCCGCCCCCACCCGCCCCUACCUCUCCCCCGCCUGUGGAAGUGCCUGCCCCGACCCCUGCCUCUGAGGAGGCCAAAGGCAGUACUGUGGAUGGACCUGCGCCUCCGUCUUCAGGAGCAGCCCCGGCCCCCCAGAAUCAAACCCAGGCCCCUCAGAACCAAGCCCAGGCCCCCACUGCCACAGCCGAGCCUUCUCCUCCAGACACGCAGGACGAUAAGCCAGAGGUGGACGAGGAGGAGGAGCAGGAAGUAGAGGAGGAGAAGCAGGAAGAGGUGCCCCCUGCGUCGGCCCCAGAGACCCCUGAGUUGACCCCAGAGACCCCCGAGUUGACCCCAGAGACCACCGCGUCGGCCACAGAGACCCCUGAGUUGACCCCAGAGACCACCGCGUCGGCCACAGAGACCCCCGCCUCACUCACUGCCACUCCCAGUGAAGAGCCUGCUCCUGCAGCAGCCACCACGGCGGCAGCAGCAGCCAAUGGCAGCGAGGAGCCUGCCAAGAAACAGGAAGUCCCAGCCACCCCAGCAGCGGUGGAUACGCCUGCCUCUGAACCUGAAGAGGUGUCUCAGGUCGUUGCUCAGCCUGAGGAGCUCCAGCUGCCCAACGGUUUGCCCCAAGACCCUGAGGAGCUGCCCAAGGAGAAGGCUGCCGAGCCGGAGCCCGUCGCCGAGCCCAAGGUCGAACCCAAGGUGGUUGCCCAGGAGCAGGAGGCAGUGGCUGCCAUGGAGGCAGUGGCAGUGGAAGCUGAGGUGAAGCCAGAGGAAGCCCCCUCGGCUAAAGCUAGCUGCCCAGUAGAGGAGACUACUAUGCAAGCUCCCCUGUCUGUGCCAAAGAAGAAGAAGAAGCUGAAGGACCUGGACAAAAAAGAUGGCGGAGACAUGUUGGAUGCCUUUAAAGAGCCUGAGGUGGAGCCUGAGCCAGUGGUCACUCAGCCGGAGCCUGUUAAGCCACGCCCCGCCACGCCCCCUGCCACUCCUGCAGAGGACCCUGAGCAGACGUGGGAGGAGAAGGAGGACAAGCUGGACGCUGAGAACAUAGAACCCAAGACUGUUGAGCAGAAGUACCAGUACAAAGAAGACAAGUGGAAGCCCAUUAACCCUGAGGAGAAGAAGCGCUAUGACCGGGAGUUUCUGCUGGGCUUCCAGUUCAGCAAUGCCAGCAUGAACAAGCCAGAGGGGCUGCCACAAAUCAGCGAUGUGGUGCUGGACAAGGCCAACAACACACCAUUGCGCCCCAUUGACCCGAGUCGAAUGAUGAACCAAGGUGGUCCAGACUUCACCCCCUCCUUCGCCAACCUAGGCAGACCGUCCUCUAGUGGCCGCGGCCCCCCGCCUGGGCCACGGCGCUCGCAGCAGGGCCAGCGCAAGGAGCCGCGCAAGAUCAUCUUGGCCAGCGUGUCGCUGAACGACAACGUGCAGCUCAACAAGGCAGAGAAGGCCUGGAAGCCGACUGUGAAGAAGGCUGUGCGUGGCGGCGGCAGUGGCGGCAGCGAGAAGGAAGAGGAUGACUCGGAGGCGGGCAAGACUGCAGAGCUGUUCCGUCGCGUGCGCAGCGUGCUCAACAAGCUGACGCCACAGAUGUUCCAGCAGCUGAUGAAGCAGGUGACCGAGCUCACCAUCGACACGGAGGAGCGCCUCAAGGGCGUCAUCGACCUCAUCUUCGAGAAAGCCAUCUCCGAGCCCAACUUCAGCGUGGCCUACGCCAACAUGUGUCGCUGCCUUAUGGGGCUUAAAGUCCCCACAUCAGAUAAGCCGGGAGUCACUGUGAAUUUCCGCAAGCUGCUGCUCAACCGCUGUCAGAAGGAAUUUGAGAAAGACAAGGACGAUGACGAGAUCUUUGAGCAGAAACAGAAGGAGAUGGAUGCUGCCCCAGAGGGGGUGGAGCGCCAGCGUCUGAAUGAUGAGCUGUUGUUGGCCAAGGACCAGGCCCGCCGGCGGUCACUGGGCAACAUCAAGUUCAUCGGCGAGCUCUUUAAGCUGAAGAUGCUGACCGAGCCCAUCAUGCAUGACUGCAUCGUCAAGCUGCUCAAGAACCACGACGAGGAGAGUCUGGAGUGCCUGUGCCGCCUGUUCUCCACCAUCGGCAAGGACCUGGACUUCGAGAAGGCCAAGCCCAGAAUGGACCAGUACUUCAACCAGAUGGAGAAGAUCAUUAAGGACAAGAAGACCUCAUCCCGAAUUCGCUUUAUGCUCCAGGACGUUCUGGACCUGAGAAGGAGCGGUUGGGUGCCCAGGAGAGGGGAACAGGGCCCCAAGACCAUCGACCAGAUCCACAAGGACGCGGAGGCGGAGGAGCAUCGGGAGCAGAUCAAGGUUCAGCAGCUCAUGUCUGGGAAGGUCAUGGGGGGCCGUAGUGGUAGUAGUGGUGGCGGCGGCGGCGGUGGUGGUGGCGGCGGCGGCCGCGGGGGGGGCCACCCCUCCGGGGGCGGUCGCAACAGCCAGCCUCAGGACGAGGGCUGGAACACCGUGCCCAUCUCCAAGAACCGGCCUAUCGACACAAGCCGCCUCAGCAAGAUCACCAAGCCUGGUGCUUUGGACUUCAACAACCAGCUGCUCGCUCCUGGAGGGAAGGGCACCUGGGGCAGCUGGGGGAAGGGCAGCAGUGGGGGCACGACUGGGGCCAAACCCAGUCCAGAACAGGAACCUGGUCGGCCUGCCACCAGCACAGUCAACCGAUUCUCAGCGCUUCAGCAGUCUGGGCCUGCCGCCGCCUCCUCCUCAGCCUCCUCUCUGGAUGUCGACAGACGAGUUCCACAAAGAAACAGCUCCAGCAGGGAGCGUAGUGAGCCCAAUCGCGACCGGGAUAGGGAGCGAUUCGACCGGUUUGAGCGCCGCGAAGGCCGCGAGGAUAGGUCCCAAGACCGCCAGCGGGCAGUCAUCUCCAAGCGUAGUUUUAGCCGGGAGAACGAGGAGCGGAGCCGGGGAGGCGACCACCGUGGUCCCGCAGAUGCUGUGCGCCGCGUAGCCAGCAUGACAGACGACCGGGACCGGGGAAGCCGCGACCGGGGAAGCAGGGACCGGGGCAGCAGAGACCGGGGCAGCAUGGAUCGAGGCAGCAGAGACCGAGGCAGCCACAACAGGGACAGGAGCAAAGACAGUGUGAAGAGGGAGGCUGCUCCCACACCCCCUCCCAGCAAACCAGCCAUGAGUGAGGACGAGUUGGACAAGAAGUCCAAGGCCAUCAUUGAGGAAUACCUGCACAUCAACGAUGUGAAGGAGGCAGUGCAGUGUGUGCAGGAGCUGAACAGCGCAUCGCUGCUCUUCGUGUUCGUGCGGAACAGCGUGGAGUCCACUCUGGAGCGCAGCACCAUUGCCAGGGAGCGCAUGGGCCUGCUGCUACAGCAUCUCAUCAGUGCUGGGACGAUCACCCCGGACCAGUACUACAAAGGGAUGCAGGAGAUUCUGGAGAUGGCUGACGACAUGGCCAUAGACAUUCCCCACAUCUGGCUGUACCUGGGUGAGCUCAUUACCCCCAUGCUGCAAGAGGGAGGUAUCCCCAUGGGCCAGCUCUUCAGGGAGGUGUCCAAGCCUUUGCUGCCAAUGGGGAAAGCUGCCGUCUUCCUGGUCCAGAUCCUCAACUUGCUCUGCAAAGGAUUAAGCCAUAAAAAAGCUGGAGGCCUUUGGAAGGAGGCGGGUCUAAAUUGGAAGGAUUUCUUACCUGAGGAUGAGGACGUGAACAAGUUUGUGACUGAACAGAAGGUGGAGUUCACCCUGGGAGAGGAGUCUGAGAAGCCAAGCAAGAAGGAGCUGUCAGGGGAGGAGAUCGGCAAACAGCUGGAUAGACUCAUCAAGGAAAAGGCCAACAACCAGAGGAUCUACGACUGGGUGGAGGCCAACCUGGACGAACAGCAGGUUAGCGCUAAUCAGUUUGUGCGAGCUCUGAUGACCUCUGUCUGUCAAGCAGCCGUUAUCUUCGAGAAUCCCUACAAGGUGGAUGUGGAACAGAUUACCCAGAGGGCCAAGCUGCUGCAGAGGUACCUGUCUGAUGAGAAGAAGGAGCUGCAGGCCCUCUAUGCCCUCCAGGCCCUAAUGGUGCACAUGGAACAGCCAGCCAAUUUGCUUCGCAUGUUUUUCGACACACUGUAUGACGAAGACGUGAUUAAAGAGGAGGCCUUCUACAAGUGGGAGUCCAGCAAGGACCCGGCUGAGCAGCAGGGGAAGGGCGUGGCCCUCAAGUCCGUCACUGCUUUCUUCACCUGGCUGCGGGAGGCAGAGGACGAGUCGGAUAACAGCUAGGCCUCACAGGCCUCUGCUGCUGCACAGGAGGAGCAGUGCAAGCAAGACUGCUUAUGGGAGAGAGGAGGAUUUUGUCACUAAACGAACAUGAUGCUUGUCGAGCUGCCAUUCCCUGUCGUUUAAAGGAUGCUCUCGAACAUGGCAACAAACUACAAUCAUUUCUCAUUUCCUCUCUUUCUCUGUCUCCUGUCCUUUGUGGGAAAUAUCCACCAAAUGAAAAUAAAAAAGUGGAAAAAAUAAAACGAAAAAAA